This is a messenger RNA of Colletotrichum costaricense, 1971 nucleotides long. Its product is annotated as ankyrin and HET domain-containing protein. The transcript has a single exon. The annotation marks the transcript as partial. Lineage: Eukaryota; Fungi; Ascomycota; Sordariomycetes; Glomerellales; Glomerellaceae. The record is from RefSeq and is a predicted model, not a curated record.
AGAAAACUAGAUCGAGGUGACUCCUCUCAAAUCCGUUUGCUUAGAAUCGAAUCACCAAAGAACAGCAAAGACAUUAUAAAAGUCAAUCUCUACACCAAGAACUUGAAUAAAGCACCUCGUUUCAGAGCUCUCUCAUACGCAUGGGGCGAUGAGAACCACACCACGCCUAUACUUCUCAAUGGUCUUCGGUUCGGUGUCACCUAUAAUCUCCACGCUGCCCUGAAAGUCUUGCGAUCGAAACCGAAUAAGUCCUUUCUAUGGGUGGACGCAAUAUGCGUGAACCAGAGAGACACUUCCGAAAAGAGCCAUCAGAUUUCACUCAUGGCACGCAUCUACUCAGAGGCUCGGGAAGUCCUGUGCUGGCUCGGGCCAUCUACAAAUGACGAUUCGGUUUUCCCGUUUAUACAAAAGUGCGCAGAACUAAAUCGCGCAAUAAUACUUCCCCUGCCUAGACCCGAGAUCCCAAUAGCUUUCGCAUCUAAAUCAGAUGCGAUUCGGGACAUACUUCUCCGACCGUACUGGUACAGAGUAUGGGUGAUCCAAGAAAACGUACUAGCCAGGAAACGCCUUUAUCUGUGCGGAAUGAAUGAGAUCAGCAGCGAUGAUCUAUAUCAGGGCCUAGUUCAAAUAGGCCGCUCUCUCCAUUUGAAACCUAAGAGGCUUCGCACCAAGUCGUUUUUGCAAGCCGCUGAUGACCUCCGCAACUUCAAUGGCUACGGGAUGUUAGCCAAUACUUUCAUAGGACCACGUGAGCUCAUGAGCCAUACGAUAUCAGAUCCUCUUUCCCUAUUAAUCGAAGCCAUGAUGGAUACCGCGCGAUUUAUGGCUACGGAUCCCCGGGACCAUCUCUAUGGCAUCCUUGGCCUAUUUCCCGAACUAGCUCACUUGAUCACGCCAGAUUACACCAAGAGUCCAACUGCCGUUUUUUUGGAUUUUGCCCUCCUGAAUUUGAAGGAGGAUUCGAGACUCAUAGCGCGGUCAGGGAUUGGACACAAGAAUUGCACCAGGAGGCGCAGAUCUUGCAACAAUCUGCCAUCGUGGGUUCCAAAUCAUAGCGGGCCUUUUGUUGAGAGCCGAACUGGUAUCAGCAUUUGGACGGCGCACAUAGACAUCAAAUUUGAGGCUGGGACUUUCUGUCCUCAGGAACUGAAAUGGCAUCUUGCACACGACACCCUGGUUCUUCGUGCAAGUGGUGUACAAGCGGGCAGAAUUACUUCUGUUCUGAGCCCAGAUACAUCCUUCCGCGAGAGAAUGGUCAAGUGGAAUUGCUGCGCAGCAGCCAAUAUCACAGAUCAUGCGUAUAUCAGUUGGAGGCGGGCAUUUUACCGCACGAUUCUCAUGGAUCGUGACCGCAUGAUAGAUCUCCGGCUGUUGUUUAAGAAUGACAACGCAGCGAUGGAUUUCAUCGAUGAGCGGAUGCCGCUCGACCUCAUCCAUUCAAUCAGCAUGAUAGACACAUAUAUCCUGAUGAUGCAGUCCAUCUUUGUUUUUUAUCCGAGAAAAGAGUCCCAGGCAGAAAUUGGUCAUCACUCACCGGUUCACCCCACCCCCUCCAUCCAGGCAGAGCGAUCAUAUUGGCUUCCGAAGAAUCAAGAUUCUCAGCUCAACGACCUCUAUCUUGGCGAAGAAAAACAGCACAGUGUCAAAAUGUUACCAGCUAACGAUAAAAUGAUAGGUGAAAGUAUGUUAGGAGGAUUGAAACUUAGUCUGGCCAACGAGGUCGACAGGAUUACACGGGAUAGGUCCUUCGUUCUUACUGAGUAUGGGCACAUGGCACUGGCUCCAUUAGGGGCUCAGGCUGGAGACCACGUCGUCUUAAUAGGAGGAUGUCCCGUACCUCUUGUUCUUCGAAAGCAGGGCGAAGAUUACCAAGUUAUUGGGGAUACAUAUGUAUGUGGCCUCAUGGAGGGACAAAUGUCCGAGAAUGUGUCUGCUGGAACUGCCCACAUUGAAGAUUUCAGUCUUAUUUAG